Molecule: messenger RNA, 3492 nt
Organism: Triticum dicoccoides
Lineage: Eukaryota; Viridiplantae; Streptophyta; Magnoliopsida; Poales; Poaceae
Exons: 10
Coding region: 395-3139 (914 amino acids)
Biological process (GO): regulation of DNA-templated transcription
Cellular component (GO): mitochondrion
Molecular function (GO): protein binding; sequence-specific DNA binding; zinc ion binding
Source: RefSeq, a predicted model, not a curated record
CUCCAAUCCCUUUCCCCUCUCCGCCCCCCUCCCCCCUCUCUCUCCUCACCCUCUCGCCAAAAGACUGGAUACAGACCAGAAGGAAAAGGAAAUAAAGAACAGAGAAGAAGAAAGAAAGAAAGAAAGAACAGCACCUACCGAGCAAGCCUUCUCCGACUUCACAUGGGCUGCGGAAUUGUUCCCACGACUCCCCUCCGGGCCUGAACAGAUUCAUACACCACCCAAGAACCGCCCCUUGAUUCCCCCCUCCCCCUUUUUCUGCUCGCGAAUUACUUGGUAGUAGUAUUUCCACAGGAGAACUGCUCCUUUUCCGCUCUGUUUUCCGUGUUUCUCUGCUUGGAAAUUCCUCCGGUUCUUCCUCGUUUGUUCGUGGGGGGCGAGGGGAGGAGGAGGCAUGGGAAAGGAAGGUCCUUGCUGCCAUUGCGGCGUCACGAGCACCCCACUUUGGCGAAAUGGGCCAACACAUAAGCCAGUGCUCUGCAAUGCAUGUGGCUCGAGAUGGAGAACAAAGGGUUCAUUGGAGAAUUACACACCAAUGCAUUCUCGUGAUGAUAUCGAUGCUGAUCAACCUAGAGUUAGCAAGCUGAAGCCGCCGACAUUGAGGCUAGAGGAACAGAGGCAGCUAAAGAAAAGGCCAAGCCACAGCAUAAGGGAGAAUGGAGCAUUUUCUGAUCAAAACUUCUGGAAGAUGGGGGAUGCCGACCCAAGUCGAUCUAGUUCUGGAUCGGCACUAUCAUAUUCAGAGAGUUGUGCCCCAUAUGGUUCUGCUGAUGCUAGUGAAAUGACUGGUUCAGCGCAAUCGCAUGCUUGGGAGUCAUUGGUACCAUCAAAAAAGAGAAGCUGUGUCACUCGGACCAAGUCUUCAUCCGUGGAUAUGCUUGUCAAAGAUCUUCAUUGUAUAAUGCACGAAGAGCAGUUAUCUUACCUUUCUGGAUCCUCAGAGGAAGAUCUAAUUUACCACAGUGCAACUCCUGUGGAUUCCUUUGAGAUUGGUUAUGGAAGUAUGCUUCUGAGAAGUUCAAACUCAAAAUCAGCGGAGGAAGAUUCAGAAGCAAACUCUGUUCCUGCAGAUAAUAAAUCAUACCUUACAAGUGAAUCCUAUUCAGGGACUGCCUCGUUUGUUGUGCAUAGUGAAAGCAAGGGGGCAAGUAAUUCAAAUGCUUCUCCUGAGAAGCCAAAGUGGUUUCCGGUGCAUACACACGAAAUUGCUAAAAGGGGUAAACUUCAUUACUCAAAGCAGCAUACCCUGGAAAAUGUAGGUUCAACUUUAGUUUCAGUAGCUUUAGAGGGAGAAGGCACUAAGGAAACAGGAGGAAAUGAAAAUACCAGUGCUUUGAAAGACCUUACCAAAUCCACCAUGAAGCCUCUCAAAAGGCCUCAUGAAAGCCAGUUGCAAAGCUGCCCAGAAGGAACCAUGAGGAUUGCCAAAAAAGUUUGCAAAUCUGUGGCUAUGGCUCCUCAGUUCAAAGGUUCAUUUUUGCCCAAAUCUGGAGGAGCACCAUUUAACUUACUCAUGUUACCCCCAGAUAAAAUAUCCAUGCUGGCCCCUCCGCAGUACAUGGAUAAUUCUGAUCAAGACUUGCUGCUGGAGGUUCCUCUCAAUGCGCGGCAACCAGAGGCAGAACUUCUUUGCCAACCAUUUCAACUUAGCUCAGUAACCCGCAGCUCCACCUCAGCAGACGUGGUUGCUGAUGGCGAGGGGCGCCUCAAGCAACCCACGUGGGCUUUUGGAGAAAGUAUAACUCAUAUCACCGUGGAAAAUAGAAGAACUCUUUCAUGGGGGAAAUGGAAAAUGAAAAUGAUAUCAGGGAUUCAACCAGUUGCUUAUCUUGGCUCACUUAUUUUCCCACUUGAGCAUGUUGGUGUCUCGAUAACAGGCCCCUCUUUUAGGGAAUGGCAGGUCAUCUUGAUCUCAGACGGUGUCAUGUACAGGCAAGGUUUAAUGUGCCAGUUUAUCGUAAAUUGGAAUCUAACUGGAAUGGUUUAUGAUUGGAUGACUGAUCGAAGGGAUAGAUUUUCGCUAUCAUCUAGUGAUAUGGCAAUCCAGUUAGAUCUGAUUGCAAAAGUACGUGGUGUUCCAGAUGCUGAAGAAUACUUUGAAAAGCUUCCUGAACCACUGAAAGACAAGCGAACAUAUGGGUCUCUUCUCAAUGUUUAUGCCCAAGCUAGGAUGAAAGAGAAAACAGAAUACACAUUUGAGCAGAUGAGGAAAAAAGCGUUUGCAACUGACACAUUACCUUUUAAUGUGUUGAUGAAUUUUUAUGUGGAUGUUGCAGAGCCUGAGAAAGUGUCUACAGUUACUGAUGAGAUGAAGCAAAGAAAUAUCGCCUUUGAUGUCUGCACUUACAACAUUUGGAUAAAGUGCUGUGCAGCUAUGAAAGACGCUGAUGCAAUGGAACGGGUCUUUAACCAGAUGAUUGCUGAUGAGUCUGUUGUUGCCAACUGGACUACUUAUACCACACUUGCUAGCAUGCAUAUCAAGCUGGAGAACUUUGAGAAGGCAGAAGAAUGCCUGAAAGAAGCUGAGAAGCGAGCAACGGGUAGGGAUAAGAAAUGUUUCCAUUUUCUCAUUACACUCUAUAGCCACCUUCAGAAGAAGGAAGAAGUCUACCGCAUUUGGAAUUGGUAUAAAGCAACUUUCAAGACAAUUCAUAACCUGGGUUACCAGGAGGUGCUGUCUGCCCUUGUUAGGCUAGGAGAUAUAGAGGGAGCUGAACUUCUAUACGAAGAAUGGGCAUCCAAAAGUUCUAGUUUCGAUCCGAAGACUAUGAACAUUUUAUUAGCAUGGUAUUCUAGAGAAGGUUUUGUUGUGAAGGUUGAGCAAACUCUGAACAGAUUUGUUGAGAAAGGUGGGAACCCCAAACCAAAUACCUGGGAAAUCCUUGCCACGGCGUACCUGAAGGACAAUCAGUUUGCUGAAUCUCUGUCAUGUUUGGAAAAAGCCACUGCAGUUAAAAGUGCAAGUAAAUGGAGACCAAGACCAACCAAUGUUGAGAGUCUCCUGGCAUAUUUCAAGGAGAAGAAUGACACGGAGAGUAUCGACAGGUUAAUGAGUGUACUCAGAAGUAGAGGGUGUGCUGAGAACGAAGAGUACAAGUCAUUGAUUGACACCUAUGCUUUGGCGGUUGCGGGCACGUGAUGAUGGAUGGACACCAACGAUACAAUAUGAUUAGUAAAUAGCCGUUGAACACUUCUUGUAAUCUGAAUGUCGGAAGAACCCCCGCUUGAGAGUUCAUGUGGUACGGCUCUGUACUUCUUUUCAUUCCAGAGCGGUUAGGUGCAUUUUAUAAGUAGUUUCUCUACAGAAAAUCGGACAAUAAGGUACAUAGAUGAUAGGUCUGCCUUCUUUCUGACCACUUAGUUCAGUUACAAAUUCUCAGAUCAUCAAGAGGAGGCCGUUUACCAGGUUCCUUUGUACUUUCUACAUGUACAUCGACAUUACCAUCAAGGAGUUAAUCGUGCCUUCUCAUGGAAGCGUACAUUUUUCAGUCA